GAUUUGACUCCGUACGGACUACGAGGAUUUACUCAAUGGCUUCCAUUCAGGCUAAAGUACCACUAAUUGUGCCCCGUUGAUAGAGCUUCCUCGUGUUACAGCGGCUGAAGGAGACCCGGGCUUAUUCAGGCCGCUUUACUACCCUACUAUGUGACGCAUGUGUAGGAAACAAUCUGCUUGCCACCUCGCCAGCACUGGAGGCUCGUCUGUCGUAGCGCCUUGGUCUGAUCGACAGCGUUGGUGCACUUGUAGUCGAAGGAGGCGGAUAUAUAUACGUGGGACAGGUGUCAGGAUUGUAGGGUCAGCGGGAUUACAGCACGUGGCCCAGGACCGAGGCUUGUGGAAUCUGAAGAAAUACAAGCAGGCACACAGCAUUGGAUCUCGCAAGUUGCGCGAGAAGUUUGUAUCUUAUAACGACACAUACCCAAUGUACGAGUCAGUGAUCCAGGUGUACCUGGAAACAAACAAAGACACUCUCAUGUCCAAACAAGACCACAAGGCCAAGAAACGCAAGCAUGAUGAGAUGAAAGAACCAAACAACAAUGUGGUUGUCAAACCAGAUAAAAAACAAGCAAAGAAAGAAAAGACUGAGAAAAAAAUCAAAUUAGAGAAAAAAGAUAAGUUGGGUUCAAGUUGCAAAGAUUCUAGUUCUGACAAAAAUACAGGAAAGUCAGCCUCAUUUGCUAAGAAAGUGUGCAAGGAGACUUCAAAGGGCAAGAACAUGAAAGUUAAAGUGAAGAAGCCCAAGAAGGAGUUUAAUGUGUAUCAGUUCAUGAGGCUGAAGCGGGAAGCAAGUCUAAAUGCUUCUGCCAGAGUCAAUAUCAUGUUCGAGAAACUUCCUGCUACUCCAAAGAAAACUAAACAAAGUAAGGAAGAGUCCAAUGCUCAGUCCAGUGAAAAAUCUACCAAGGAGAAAACAGGACCCAAAGAGAAAUCCACAAAGGACAAAGUUAGCAAAUCAGUCAAGGAGAAGGAUAAAUCCUGUAAAGAAAAAGUUGAAGAUGUCAAGAAACAACGAGAAGAGAUUAUCAAACAUAGAAAGGUAAAAAUUGAAGAAAAAAAGAAAAAUGCCAAAUUGGAUAAAAAUAAAAACAAGAUAGAAUCCAAAGGAAAGACUUGUCCCGGGACACCCCACUGCAUCACGCCCAUGUUCUCAUCCAAUCACAACUGUGUUCCUCCAUGUAAUGGGUUCUCAUGUGGGUCUGGUUCAGAGAGGUUUGUGGCGGCAGGGCAGUACCAGUCUCUGACGCUCGGAGGUAUUGGGAGUCUCAGCAGCAUUCAGAUGAUGUCCUACAACCACCAGUCCCCCUACAGAAGCGCAUUCAGCGUGCCAUUCAACCACGCCACUAUUCCAUCUUACAGUUACUACGGUGGGGGAUUUUACCAGCCAAACCCUCCGGUGUUGCACCAGUCCAUCGACCCCUGCUUGCUGCCUCAUCACCUCCCCGUGCCGGUCCCCCAUGCACAAGUCAAGGUUCUCAUCCACAACCCUGACAACUCCCACGACUGUGCGUUCUCCAACUACACAAAACACGACAAGGAAAUCCCUGAGGAUCCAGCUACUGGGAACACCGUCAGCAAGAAGCCAAAAGGAGAUAACAAAUCGAAGCCAGAAAACCCCAAGCCAAAGAAAAAGGUUGAGAGAAGGCGCAGCAAGAGUCCGAAGGAUGACGGGGUGGAGAAGAAGGGGGGUAGUAAAGUAGUUCCAUCAGCCGUGCAGCGACAGAUUUCUUCACCCCCGCACAGCUGGACGUGGUCAGGGGAAUCUGAGAUGAAGGUGGUACCAAGUUUGGGGGACUCCCCACCGGUCAAGAGGAAGAGUUACCCAGCCAUUAGACACAGCAGUGGGGAUAUCAUCCGAGUGAGAGACUGUGUGCUACUACGAUCUGGACCAAGAAAGAAAGACAUUCCAUUUGUAGCCAAAGUUUCUGCUCUUUGGGAACAUCCCGAUGACAGUGAGAUGAUGAUGAGCUUACUGUGGUACUACCGUCCGGAACACACAGAGAUCGGCCGUAAACCACACCAUGUAGACUGUGAAGUGUUCGCUUCAAAGCACAAGGAUGAGAACAGUGUUGCCUGCAUUGACGACAAGGGCUAUGUGCUCACCUUUAACGAGUAUUGCAGGUACCGAGCGGAAGUCUCCCGAAGUGAUCAGCAUGCUUGUGUACGAUCUAAAGUAGUUCCUGACAUGGAAGGAGAUAAUCCUAUCCUCCAUCGUAUGCCAGGAGUUGACGUCGACCCAUCCACAGUGUUCGUAUGUCGACAGGUGUAUGACUUUAGGCAAAAGAGAAUGCUUAAAAACCCAUCUUGAGAACUGACCCUGAGUUUAGUGACCGGUACUGGACCAUCGAGUGUGAGUUCGCGACGACAGCAUAACCUUCACAUCUCGACCAAUAGGACCCACACCUCCCCUUGGGGGGCACAGUGUGCAAUACAUUUUUAUCAAGGACCUUUUCAGUAUUGCAGCUGCCUUCGUUUGGAGGACAGCAUGUUUCAGUGUUUGAAUGGUGAGAGUGUCUACCUGCCUUAUUCCAUGUACACAGAUGCUGUGCAAGACGUUCAUCACAGUGUCCCAAGUAGAUGAGUCUGAUGUCUCUCAAGGUAAAGACAUCUCUCCUGAGGUGAUGAAGAUUGAAACGUCUUGGUACAUCUUGGUAGAAGUCAACAAUUAAUUGUUAUGUUGAACUUACGUUUUCUUCCAUGCCAAACUACAUUACCGUAGUCCUGAUGCUAAAACACCCAUUUAGCAGCAAAUGUUCAUACAUUUCUAUGGUAACGUAAACCACAAAUUGAAGUUUUUGAAUAAGUCUUUCUAUUUGUAUGAAUGUUUGUGGAAUAGUUUGUAGCCUAUAUUGCUUAAGAAAUUAGGAGACUUUUUAUGUUAAAACCUUUAAUAUAUUCAACCUUUGGGAGGGACAACCAUAUAUAUCAUUCUUUUUAUAUAAGCACUUGUAAUGUAAUGAAAACCAUUUUUGUAUAUCAUGGAAGGUGAAUAAUAUCCUUUUCAAAAGUUUAGUGGCAUAUUUGUAUAAUUCGUGCAUUCUGAGCAGUGCCAUAUAUUAUUUAUGAGAUGUCCAAUGUGAUACAAUACUUUCAUAAAUCUAAAAAGUUUCUAGACAUGUGACAUUAGUUUAAAAUAUAUUUAUAGAAAAAAUGGCUCUUUUGCAGCCCAGCAACACAAUAGAUAUUCUUUGUAUUAUGAAUAAUGCAGAAUGUGUAGUUGUUGCCAUGGUUACAUGGUAAAUGUCUAGAACAUACUCACAGAAUAUGAUCAAAGAGACCUGAAUCAGCACGUGCUGACACUGCACUUUUUCCCUAGAUCUGAACUGUCUCCUAAAAAUCAUGUGUAUGCCUGAGUGCAGAGGGGGUGGGUGAAGACCACGCCCUAGUGUGUUUGUGUGAUGUGGUGUCUCAAAAUAACAGUUCUUAAUGAAUAUCUUCACAGCUUGAUCUCGGUGUUUAUCAAGAUGUGAACACUGAUGAUUGACACCAACAAUGUGAUUUUUUGGUAUGUCACAUUUUUUUACUCUGUGCUGUUCCAGUAGAUUGUCUGCAGUGGUCAAUGCACUGUUUACAUUAUGUCAGAGUGAUGUCAUGGUUGUCAAAAUAUCAGGCAUGUCUGGAUGACAAUUUGUUGACAAUAUGAUCAUGAUAAUACAUUAGAUUAAUGUUAACACCCACAGUGUGAAGA
This is a messenger RNA of Haliotis rubra (blacklip abalone), 3691 nucleotides long. RefSeq lists its product as uncharacterized. Gene Ontology annotation, molecular function: chromatin binding. The record is from RefSeq and is a predicted model, not a curated record. NCBI's taxonomy places the organism in Eukaryota, Metazoa, Mollusca, Gastropoda, Lepetellida, Haliotidae. The transcript has 7 exons. The coding region runs from base 158 to 2311 and encodes 717 amino acids.